AUGGGCCAUCCGGCGGGACACCUACAUGUAAUCAACAACAUUAUAACGGUGCUUCCCCGAAGUAUUGGGCAUGCAAGCUGCAACCCCGAAUUGGACAUCUCCGGGGAUGGUGUAACUCAUUGCUCCACACCAAAAGGGGUACCAACAGCUACGCAACCGCAUGGCGCUACCCGUUCGGGUUUUGAGCUCCAGAAAGAAGCAUCUAGACAAAGUCUAGUGGUGUUAGAACGAGAUAAAAAGGGAUAUUACUACGUCUCGGAGCGCGUAGUGAAAACGGAGGUGGAGCCUCUAUUCACAAGCGUAGAGAUGUACCCGCGACGCGUAAAUUCUGACACUCGACUGUCGAUGUCACGCAAGCUAGCUCACCUAUUGAAAAUGGUGGCGGUAGGACGAUCUCAAGCAGAGACAACCAUUGAAGGCAAAGUGAGAGCGACCAUCCACAUGUUCAGUCCGGAAAACUGGUAUUCAGGACAGGAUGCUACCUCAUUCAAUUCGCCUUGCACGGGGAUUAGUACACCUACCUUGCACAGAAUGCGGCCGCAUGGCCAUUGGUCUGGUACACGUGAACAGAUGAGAUAUAUAUUCCAACUAAAAGGUGGGCUGCACGAGGCCGAGGGUAUCUGGGGGAUCAGGUACGGCAGCCCGGGACGGCACCCGUGGACACUGAAAAAGGCAGUCAAUUGGUCAUCCAGUGGUCAUCCAGACAGAAUAUUUCAGCCAGAUGAUAUGUUACUACGGUUGUGGGGGAAUUCGAGCUCAUCGGGAAGCCAGAAGUGAAGAAGGCUUCUUCGUCUUCAUAAAUCAUACGCCGAUCACAACGUAGGUGGCAGGCUUCUUUGGUGGGUGCAUGAGAAAGGCAAGACAUUUAUACAAAGACCACGUCACGAAUCGUAGAUGCCAAACGCCACGGCAAGGGGGAAAGUACAAUAAGACAGACAGGUAGGUGCAAGGGUGGAGAACAUUAUCGAUGGGCGUGGUGGGUCCGUAAAGUAGCAGCGGGGGGAAAGGAAGCAUACAGAUUCAUAUAGGCAAAUUACAAGGUCAGACAGGGGCCCCAUCCCUGCGAACCAAGGCCCCAGUGACCACCGGACACGUACCACGGAAAAUAUACAUACAGAGAGAUACGUACGAAAGCGACAGAUCAACACACGUCAGGGAUA
This is a messenger RNA of Pisolithus orientalis, 1160 nucleotides long. RefSeq lists its product as uncharacterized. The record is from RefSeq and is a predicted model, not a curated record. Bases 1 to 777 code for a protein of 258 amino acids. NCBI's taxonomy places the organism in Eukaryota, Fungi, Basidiomycota, Agaricomycetes, Boletales, Pisolithaceae. The transcript has 5 exons.